Molecule: messenger RNA, 1902 nt
Organism: Exophiala dermatitidis NIH/UT8656
Lineage: Eukaryota; Fungi; Ascomycota; Eurotiomycetes; Chaetothyriales; Herpotrichiellaceae
Exons: 4
Coding region: 1-1902 (633 amino acids)
Biological process (GO): regulation of Golgi organization
Cellular component (GO): cytosol
Source: RefSeq, a predicted model, not a curated record
AUGGACUCGCCCUUGACCCAGCUGUUGAGGCCGGAUUCAUUCGAGCCCAAGAUUGUUCAACUAUAUCUUCACUUGUUCAAUGUGCUUGCCAAUGAUGACGGUGAUGAUGUUGUUCCUUCCGAAGGCUUUUGGCGGGAAUUCUUCCUGCUCAAGCCUGACAAGCAAAGGCUGUAUGAUAUCCUCGCGCCCAUGACCGCUUUUGACCUCCUCCAACUUCAAUCUCAGACACAAGCCUUCUUCAACCGGGCUGUGAUGGAAGCAGGGUCGGGCAUCGCCCCUGGGAGCGAAAACGCGCUCGAGAAUUUGACCGCAUUCCUAUGCGCUGUUUUCACCAAAAAGUAUACCAACCCGAAUACCGAUGUGAUCGAAGUGCUUGCCGGUCUGGACUCCAUUGACCGGUUGAUGUCCGAUCUGGUCCAGACUCUCGAGUCAAUCAUCCGACAGGGAGAUAAUGAAACAAUCCGCAGGAGUGCCUUGCAUGCGACGCUUGCGUUAGUAGCAGGAGGUUUUCACACCAGCCUUGUCUCCUAUUUCAUGCAUAGAGACCUCUUUUCGGCAUUGAUGAAGUAUAUCCAUGAUGUCCAAACCAAUCCCGCUGACGGGCUCGAUGCUGCUGUUGUCAUUGGGAUUUUGUCCAGUUACAACAAGUUCGAGUCGCAGAACGUCUAUCACAAUCGAUUGGCAGAUUUUGUCAACGAGGACAGCAUCAAGCUUCUUGUCGACAAAUUUGCCACGGCAUGCGUAGAGAUUCGUGAUCAAUAUGUCGCUGUUCAGGAUGACUAUCCCGCUUCGUGGAGUAUCAGCAAUACUCUUGCUAUGGUGGGAUUCCGGGGUUUGUCAAGCAAUGCCAAAAAGCCUUUGCCACCGUCCGAGGAAGAUGCAAAACGGUUGUUUGCCUCUCUUCCAAAGAAGACUGCAGCUUGUCUCUUGUCUUUGUAUUCAUUUGUCUCAGCGAACAAACUGUUUGCUGCCAAUCUGGUCAACGUGCCAGCGCAUAAGGAUAAAGAGACGCCACUCGCUGCUUUCUUGUCCUCAACAUCUUAUGUCUCACACCACGCCUACCGUGGGCCCCGACAAUCGACAUAUGCGACGCUCAGCCUCCUAUCCAUCAGAAUCCUGGUGGAGGACUCGGUCCUGGUGAAACGCAUAUGUUCGGCAGAUUCGAAGACAGUGGUCCGGUUAUGUCGGCAAAGGCCUCCGCAUCUGCCUCUGAUCACUUCUUCAAGAGUUCCAGCAGCGGCAAUACUGGAUAUCUGUACUGACACACUUAGUCACAACUUACGCAAGAGGCUGGAUGUCCACUUGUAUGGGCUUGCCUUGGGCAUCAUGCUGAGAAUCGUCACCUACCUCGAACAAAGCAAGACCCGUCUGCACCAUCAUUGGGCGUACAUAUGGGGUUCACUCCUCUCGUUGAUGCGGUUUUUGACACAGUAUUCGGAGGAUCUCAGGCAUUUGAGGGGAGUUCGGGAGGAAUUGUGUGGCACGCUGGCAAGUUUGGCGGCGUUCUGCCUGUCCAAGGGUGAUUCGUUUCUGCCGGACCCAGCCAGCUUCGACGACCUUUUUUAUAAAUUGAUUGAGGCAAAUGAUGUGCUGCCCCGGUUCAAGCAGGCUUACUGUGAUCGGUCACCGCAGUCAGAUGUGCUGAACGCCUCAGUUGAUGCGCUAAUCAACGUGUCGUCCCAUUAUCACGGCCUGCUGAAUGCCAGACAAGGCAAGAAGACUCAUCAGUCUCCAGCUGCAAUUCAGAAGGUGAUCAAAGAAGGCUAUGAGACACUAAGUCUGGAGAGUGACGAAGGGGUUGGACACUGGGAAAGGUGGCGUGAAACCAACUGGAAGUCGGAGCUGAAGAAAAUGAUCAGAAUCACAGUUGAAGACUCCAGGCUGCUGUCCCUAAAGAGGUAG